AGACAUCAGAAGUCCAUGGCAGAUGAAAAAAAGAAGAGGGCAAUUACCGCCCGUAGGCAGCAUCUCAAGAGUGUUAUGCUCCAGAUUGCUGCUACUGAACUUGAAAAAGAAAGCGCAGCCAAAGAACAAGAAAAAGCCACCUACCUUGCAGAACACUGUCCACCUCUGCACCUCCCAGGUUCCAUGCAGGAACUGCAGGAAUUCUGCAAAAAACUUCAUGCUAAGGUAGAGGAGGUUGAUGAAGAAAGAUAUGACACAGAGGUUAAAUUACAGAAAACUACCAAGGAGCUUGAAGAUUUGAACCAGAAACUGUUUGACCUGAGGGGCAAGUUCAAGAGGCCACCCCUGCGUAGAGUCCGCAUGUCUGCUGACGCUAUGCUGCGUGCUCUUCUGGGCUCCAAACACAAGGUCUGCAUGGAUCUUAGAGCUAACCUGAAGCAAGUCAAGAAGGAAGACACUGAAAAGGAGAAGGAUCUGCGUGAUGUUGGGGACUGGAGGAAGAAUAUUGAGGAGAAGUCUGGAAUGGAGGGCAGGAAGAAGAUGUUUGAAGGUGGCGAGUAAGAACCACUCAGUUGUUCCAUCUGAUCCUCAUCCCUAUCCAAGUCCCAAUGCUCCUCUUCCAUUCAUCCUGCCACUUAAUUUUCUGCCAACUGUUUACAGCGCUGUUUUGGGAAUGACUUUCCUCAGGCCACAGUUGCAUUUCAUAGGCCACCAUACAGAACCAACUUGCAGCCUGACCCCAUAUUGUUGUGGGGAAGAUCAUUGUCUUAUGCUGUGAAAUGUCUUAAAAACAUUUUGUGACUGUGGUAGUGGCAUGAGCUUAGCGUAUUCGGUCCUCAUCAAAUCCUGUAAUUUGUAGGAUCUGUUGAUGCAAAGUGAUCUGAUGUAAAUAAAGCUUUGAAAGUAUGGUUGAAUUUUUAAGCCUCGGGAGGCCAAGCCAUGAAAUGA
This is a messenger RNA of Hemicordylus capensis (graceful crag lizard), 948 nucleotides long. It is a transcript of the gene TNNI2, whose product is annotated as troponin I2, fast skeletal type. Gene Ontology annotation, biological process: muscle contraction. NCBI's taxonomy places the organism in Eukaryota, Metazoa, Chordata, Lepidosauria, Squamata, Cordylidae. Bases 16 to 561 code for a protein of 181 amino acids. The record is from RefSeq and is a predicted model, not a curated record. The transcript has 6 exons. Gene Ontology annotation, cellular component: troponin complex.